Messenger RNA from Manis javanica (Malayan pangolin), 6595 nucleotides. NCBI's taxonomy places the organism in Eukaryota, Metazoa, Chordata, Mammalia, Pholidota, Manidae. The record is from RefSeq and is a predicted model, not a curated record.
CCCAGGCGUUCUGGGCUGGGGCUGGCGCGCGGUGGUCUGUCCCUGGGACCCCUGCGUCCGGGUCGCCUCUGGUGGCAGCUGGGACUGCGAGCGCAGCCGCAGGCCCGGUUGGGGCGUCGGAAGCGUUCCAGGAGCGAACUAUCAUUUCCAUGAAAAUCAUUGAAUUUCAGACCUUUUUACCUGGUUGCUGAAGGGCCUCUGGUGACACUGUUAACCUAGUUCAGGUAGCUGAAGGCUUCGGGGGAACCCUGACCUAGAGACAUGUCAGUGGCCCUGGGAGAAGAAAACGCAGAGCUGGAGGCAUCCGCAGACCCAAAGGGCCUGUCCUGUGGGAGGCGGAGCUGCAGGGCACUGGCAGUGGACAUCCUGGGGCCUGGGAAUGGGGCGCAGCUGCCACGCCUGGAAGCUGAAGGAGGUCCUGCCUCCCCCUUGCGGGGAGCUGAGGCACUGCCUGCCCCUGCCUGCCCUGGCCCCUCUGGAGCAUUCCAGCUGCAGGCCAGCAAUACCAGCCAGGAGCCGGGAGCCAGUGGCUGUCAGCCUGCUCUCAUUUGCCUGCUUCCUCCUGCUGGUGUGGGGACUAGAGACCAUCUGCACUUGGUGGGAAGCCAGAUGGAGGAGCCCAAGCUUUCUGCCUCAGAGGCACUACCUCAGACUCUAACUGUUUCUGGAGCCACAGCUCUUUGCUCAGGGCAUGAUGCCGAUACUGAAGACAACCCAUCCCCAGCUGUGUCACCACAGGUGCUGGACCUCAGCAGACAGCCUCACGUCUCAGGUUUCCCUUUCCCAUCAAGGUUGCGGUCCAUGGUGAGCCAAGGGGCCACUGCUCCUCAGGUUUCUGGCUGCUGCAUCUCUGCCUCAUCCCCAGACAGCAGUCUUCAGGGUCACCAAGAGAAGGCAGAGCCUCAGAGUUGCUCCCUUGCCAAGGUCUCCUCUUCCCUGGAGGUGGUUGUCCCCCAGUCAGCCCCCUGCGUGGUGGGGACAGGGCUCCAGUGGUCGCCAGAGCCUGUGUCCUCUGGGGGUGAUGCUCCUGGGCUGGGCAGGAGGCGCCUCUCCUUCCAGGCUGAGUACUGGGCCUGCGUGCUGCCAGAUACCCUGCCUCCUUCCCCCAACCGCCAUUCGCCGCUCUGGAACCCAAAUAAAGAGUAUGAAGACUUGCUGGACUAUACUUACCCACUUAGGCCCAGGCCUCAGCUCCCAAAGCAUCUCGACAGCUACAUGCUAGCUGAUCCUAUCCUGCAGGACUCAGGCGUAGACCUGGAUAGCUUCUCUGUCUCCCCAGCAAGCACCCUAAAGUCACCUACUAAUGUCUCCCACAGUUGCCCAUCAGAGGCCACUGCCCUGCCAUUAUCUGGACCCAAGGAGCCACGCCUUAAGCAGGGCAGUGUGGGGUUGGCAUCUUGUAGCCAGUUUGCAUCUACUCCCAGAGCCCCAGGCAGAAGGGACUCUCCUUGGGAGAGCAGAACACCAGCCCUGAGGGGCAUGAAGGACCGGCUACCCAUGGGCAGAAACCUUGAGGUGGGAUCUCCCGAGCUGAGGGCACAGGACAGAGGGUGGCUCUCACGAAGGCCGGACAGAGAGAAGGGGGCUUGCCAGGGUGUGCAGCGCCCUGCCUACACAGAGUCUGGAUGGAAAUUGGAAGAGGAGCUGGAAAGUGACGAUGAGUACCUUGCUCUGCCCACUAGGCUGUCACAGGUUUCUAGUCUGGUGUCGUAUCUAGGUUCCAUUCCCACCUUGGUGACCCUGCCCACUGGGGUGGCUGAAGGGCAGAGCUCCCUGGACGUGUCGGACAGUGAUGCACCAACUUCCCUCCCAUCGGACUCAAGCCAAAGCCAGCUUCUUUCUGGGGCUGCCCUCAGAGGUCCCAGGGCCCCUGAAGGCCAGAACCAUUGUUUGCUGCACUCCUUCAUCCAUGCAAGGGACUCUGCAGUGGAGGGCAGUCUGGUGAGCAGCCAGGCUCUGGGAUUCCCUUCUGGACCACUGAGAACAUGCUGCUCCUUGCCAGCUGUGUCGGACCAGCAGGCAUUUUCCGACCCAGAUGCUGAAGGACAGGCUCCCAGGAAAGGAGGAGAGGAGGGAAAAGAAUCGCUCAUGCAGUGUGUGAAGACAUUUUGCUGUCAGCUGGAAGAGCUGAUCCACUGGCUAUAUAAUGUAGCAGAUGUUACCAACCACUCGACUCGACCCAAGCCCAGUCUUACAGGUCUCAGGUCUUCUCUGCAGCUUUACCGGCAAUUUAAGAAAGAUCUAGAUGAACACCAGUCCCUGACGGAGAGAGUCUUACAGAAAGGGGAGCUCCUUCUUCAGUGCCUGCUAGAUAAUACCCCAGUGUUAAAGGAUGUCCUUGGGCAGAUCUCAAAGCAGCCCAGUGAGCUGGAGAGCCACGCAGACCGCCUCUAUGAGGCUAUCUUAACCUCUCUGGACAUGCUGGCGGGCUGCACCCUCAUCCCUGAUAGUACACCAGUGGCAUGCAGGAGUGCUGAUGUGAAGGGCAUUAGUCUGGUAAGUAGGCAACCUGAGAGAAGAGUCUGUCCCUCAGUGCUGGAUUAGGAUACAGUACCUGCUCUGACGGGUGGCUGUUCUUAAACUCUUGUUUAGUUAAAAGCUAUUGAAACAAGACGUUGGGAGGAGUUCCUGGUACAAAAAGGGAUGAGCUACUACUGCCAGGAGGAAGACUCAUGGUGGUGGUGCUUCCCGUUACUUCAGUUCACCCCUGUUGUUGGCUGACAACUAGCGUGCCUGCCCCAUACUCCCAUUUGUCUGUGCCUACUCUUUUCUGUCUGCACAUGUAUGCUUCUUCAGUACAGGACCAUAUCAGGCUGCCCCUCUUCUGUAGGCUCUUUUCUCCCAACUUUGUUUUCAAGCAACUCUUGACAGCACCAAGUGCCCAGAGACCCAGAGUCGGUGGUAACUCCCCACACCUUCUCUGCAUCUUCCCUUACCACUCCCUUUCCAAAAAAGGCUCAAGGGCUAGAUGGUGGGCAACAUGCCAGGGAAACUUUAGUGUUUUUUGGAUGUCUGGGAAUGUCAACAGAAGGAUACAAAAGUGGGGCUGAGAGAGCAGAGGGGUUUGGCGCCCACUGUGGGGUUGCCACUGCCCAACAUGAUUCCACAGGUGGACUGUACUUUCUCUGAAACAACUUCUCCAAAAUAUGGUGCUUAACUCAUAGAUUUUCCAGGUGAAAAUUCACUGUAGACGAAAGGUAAAGGAUAAGAUCUAGGUAGGUUAAGAACAAGGAGUCCCUGUAUUUGUAUCAAAGAAAUCGGAGCAAGUCAUUUUAAUUCUAAAAUGAACAGAGGUGAUUGUUGUCAUUUCUUCCUCUGAAGCAUUCUGUCAGUAACAGAUGUUUCUCUGUCUCUUUCAGGCAUCUUCUCAGGCAGGGAUGUAAUCUGUCAGCCAAAACCCUGCUAGUGGGAAACUUACAUGAAGUCCAUGAAAGAGCCAUUUAACACUGAAAUUCAAGGGUCAAACUUAACUCUAAUGCACUGGGGCUUUAAAUUGCCUUUCUCUUUCAUUGUGAGGGCUGUUGCAUUACUGUUUUUAUUUAAAAUGAAUCCUUCCAAACUAGUUUUCUGGUGCAUCUACGAAGAGCAUUGUGGCUUUGCAGUUUUUGAUAAAAAAACAAGGCUUAUUACAUGUCUUUCCUCUCCCUCUCUCCAAGUAAAAAAAGCAGAGAAGUUCCUAAAUUAGUCCACCUGCUGAAGUCUCUUAAAGAAGGCUGGUGCGAGAAAGAAGAGAGCAAAUAUUUGGUAUUUUCAGACAUGUAAGAGGACCCAAGAGACUUGGAAAAAGCGGACAGCUGGCCAGGAACUUGGGUCUUAUAAAGUUUAGGCUUGUAAGUCCCUCUUUGAAGAUUUUAGAAGAGACUUUUUAACUCUCUAAAUUUAUAGAAGGUUCUGAGUGAACAGAGCCUCUACAAAUUAUUUUGGGCUCUUAGAACACCUUUUGUUAUCUUCAGGGCUCCACCUGCCCACCUAGUAUCAUUAAGGAAAAUGUGCCAGGGACUUAAGGCCUUAACUGUUGUUGUUAAGCAGGGCUAUGCACCUUUAGGGUCCUUGUAGGACGCAUCAGCUGUCUAUUCCUGCUCUCCCUUGGAAGAGUAGUUCAAGGUCAGGGAAGGAAAGGGCAUGGAUCGGAUCACACAACCCAGUCAACUACAGAAGCUAAGGCUGUCAGUACUAAGGAAAAAAGGGAAUUCCUUUUGCUUGGUAGUUGCAUGUAAGUACUUUGAUAGGAAAAAAAAUAUAGAUCAUCCAUUUAAAGCAAAGUGAUGAGCUAUUGCUGGUAACCACAGAUUCUGCAAAAACAAAUAAGCAUCUUAAAAAAGUUUUAGGCCAUGAAUGAAUAAGGAAGGAAGAAAGCACCUUUUUUCCAUUUAUUUUUAGUAUUACAGGGGGCUCAGACUUAAGGGGAGGUGUGAGAUAAUAAGCACUUAAGGAUUUUUUAAACUCCUUCCAGAUUUUCAUGUGAGGAGGGUGCCUAAUUAAAAAGGGAAGAUCUUUAUGUAAAGAAAUGAACAACUCACCUUGAACCCAAAGAAGGAUGCUGGAGUAAUGAUUCACAUAAGCACUUCUGAUAGCCCCUCAGAACAAAACAUUAGUACAAAACUUAUCUUUUUUAAAAAAAGUUUAGGACUUUAGUUCUACCUGCAUAUGAACUGAAGUCCUAUUAUUCAGUGUGAACUUUUCUGCUUUAAAAUUUCUCAGACUUUAUAGUCACUGGAAAAUGAGCUUGCUGAAGUUUAAUAGCUAUAUAAAAUUCAGUAUUUCAAGUGCCUGCAGCUGUUAUUGUGUGAUUUUUACCAUAUUUAAGGGCAUGAUCAGAAUUAAACUAGUAUGAUUCUGCCAUCCCUAUAUAAAUCUUGGUUCCACACAUAGAUUUAAAAAGACUAAAUAACUCCCUAGCAAAUAAUUAUAUAUAUGUAAAAUAUUAAAAGCCUGGAAUUGGUAAAAAAAAAAGGCAGAUACGUUUAAUGGCCUCUGUUCUUAAAUAUUUCACCUUUUCAUGGUACAUGCUUAGGAGUUAAACCCAUUUAUUUACUAGUAUUUGAUAGGCAUGAAAAUAAAUUUCUAUUAGGAAAAAAACCUGAAAUGACAACCCUAUAGAAACAAACAAGCCAAUGUAACAGCAACUAAGCGAUGAAUAUGCCAUUGUAUUCCCAUUCAAUUUAGUUAUCCAUGUCAACUGACAAGAAUUUUUAGAGUAUUUUACUUUGGAGUACCCUGUUUGCCAAGGAAGUACCACUUUAUCUAGAGAUGAUCUAAGAUGUUUUUUGUUCAUCUCCUUUGAAAUAAGGUGUGACUGAUGGUACUCUACACCUAGCUGUGAAUGAAUGCUACUUAAGAGUGUCCACACAACUGCUAAUUUUAUCUUUAGCAGUGCUGUAAGAAGUUUGAGACCUCCCUUAAAACUCAAGCUGAAGAUACUGCUGAGCAGCAUUUCCAUGAGCAAAUGUGGCUGGGUUAGAUUCCAGUAACCUGACUGGCCAAUGUACUCGGGUGCACAUUAGUCUACGGACAGCAGUGGCUUACAGCGACAUUAACAGCUGCUAUGAAAUACAAGUCAACUUACAGUAAAUUUCCUAGUAGUCCCUUUAAAUUAGUAGAAGUUAAGUCCACAGGGAAGUGGCAGUUCUAAGAGCUGGACUGGAGUUUCAAUACCUGGGUUCCUGCUGCAGCUCACUGGCUAAUCACACAAGAGAUAAUGUCAAUACUAGGCUAUUCUGAAGCUUAAAUAGGAACAUAAUAAAGAGGGGUUGACUUAAACACGGUGUAAUGGUAACAUGUAUGCUAAAGGAAAUUUCAGUCCAAUGUCAAAUAAUAGGUUACAGCUUAGACCAGAAUGGCUGGCUAUUCUGCAAAAAUUUCCCAGAGACUGCAAAUGCUUAACUUUAAAACACCCUUCAUUUAACUAAAUUAUGGCAGCCAUUUAUACUUAAAAUAUGACAAGCAAUAAUUCCCUUUAUUAGGCACCCACAGUAAUUUGAAAUGUUGUACUUGAAAAUGGGGGUAGAAAUGGGAAUGUUUUUCAAAACUGCAUUUAUUGGCAUAUUCAUAAAAGCAAAUAGUAGAAGCAUGCUGGAAGAGCUAUGGCACACCCGUCUUGACUGUUAUGGGGGAAAUCACUAGACAGUUCAAAAUGUAUGUGACUGUUUACAUCUCAAAAUAAAUUCAUGUAAUGUUUUUUGCUAACUCACCAAGAAAAAGUAGACAGUUUGAACAGCUUACUGUAUGAAACUGAAAUGCACAGCAUCAUACUGUUUAAUGUUUGUAAUUAUCUACUUUAGAAAGUAAUUUCUGAACUCCUUUCUUUAUUAUACUGUAUCAAAAACAAACCUUUUGGAGCAUUAAAAAAAUCUUCACCCAAAUAACUAUUGGUAACUUGAGGCAUUUUUCAGUUGCCUUAUGUGAGGAUGAAUAGAUCCAACAAGCACAUCUAUAAAUACAAAGUAAACUAUGAUUUUAUUACGAAAUUGUCAUAGGUGGAAAAUUAAAUUGAAUAUUUAUUCUGUUCAUUUCAUUUUACAAUAAUCUUAUCACUUAUUUUUGUACCAUGUAUUUCAAUUGCCUGUUUAGUGAAAAUAAAGAAAUCUCUAAUUUU